Molecule: messenger RNA, 3266 nt
Organism: Thamnophis elegans (Western terrestrial garter snake)
Lineage: Eukaryota; Metazoa; Chordata; Lepidosauria; Squamata; Natricidae
Gene: CDKN1A
Product: cyclin dependent kinase inhibitor 1A
Exons: 3
Coding region: 1007-1456 (149 amino acids)
Biological process (GO): signal transduction by p53 class mediator; regulation of mitotic cell cycle
Cellular component (GO): nucleus
Molecular function (GO): cyclin-dependent protein serine/threonine kinase inhibitor activity
Source: RefSeq, a predicted model, not a curated record
UUCUUGUCUCGGUUGGGAACUCCUUGUUCCCAAACGGAGUUUUAUUUUUGUUCUUGCUCUGUUUAGAUAAUUCAGCCCGGCUAUGCUGUUGCCCCACCCCCCCGCCCCCUUUUUUUUAAAGAGUGGCGCGCAAACUCGGGCACGCGCUGGAGGCGGUGGCAGGAAAGCGGCUAGACGGAGGCUGGUUUUGUUUACUGGUCCGAGUUAUGAACUUUCAGCAGCUGUGGAAUUCUCGUCCAUCCUUCCCCCCCUCCCUUAUUAACAAGGGGGAGGGAGAGAGAGAUGGAUAGGGAGUGGGGUAGAGACCGUAAAGCUGGUUUAAGGAAGAAGCACCUAGGUUAAAUCCCAAAGAUGCCACUUGGCGGGCGUGGGUUGAGCCUGGAGUUUUCUCAUUCCUUUGCACAAAGGCGGCUGGGUAGGGUGAAGUCAAGAACGCACCUCCAAAGAGCUCCAAUCCUAAAGCCCCUAAAGGGCCAAUAUUGUGUGGGAAGGAAAACAAAAAGAGGCGGAGCCGUAGUAAAUUCGGCGCACGUUUCCCAUUUCCUGGCAGCGAAUCCUGUCGGCCUGUGUGGCAAGUGCGAUUUCGCAACUUCCAACCCGGCACGUGACGCGGCUGCUGUGGUACCAGAUGACGUAACCCAACCCAACACCAACACCCCCUCCCGCCCGGGCGAGCUUCGUGAGCGUCUCGCAUAUCUCCUCGGCUCCUCCUGGGGUGAUAAGGAAGUCCCCCUGUUUGGCUUUGCGCCGGGGGUCGAGUGGGAGAAGCGAGAGAGAGAGAGAGACAGAGCGGUUUGCAGCGUUGAAAUAAAGCGGGCAAUCGCGCGACACAAACUUUUUUUUUUGCAGCCGCGAGACGGGUCGCUGAACUGCUGGAAGGGCGGGGGGGAGGGGGGCUGGCGGCGAGAGAGGGAGGAUAGCUACUGUUUCAACAAUGGUGACCUAAAUUUUGAUUGGCUGGCGCUGGCAGAGAGCAACUACGGUAAAUUCAAGUUCGCAGGGAAACAUGCCUCUUUCUGAGAGUAAAAUCCUUCAACCUUCCUGCAGCAGGAAACUAUGCAGAAAUCUCUUUGGACCGGUUGAUCAUGAACAGCUCCAGAAGGACUUUCAGUCCUUGAUGAAGGUCCAGCUGGAAGAAGCCCAGCAAAAGUGGAACUUUGACUUUGAAACAGAAACCCCACUGGAAGGGAAUUACAAAUGGGAAAAGGUCUCUCAUCUAAAUAUGCUGCCAUCUCCAGAUCUCUUGGAACACACAAAGGAAAACAGCUGUACAGGGGAAAAGAGCCGGAGUCCUCCAGCACUCUUCAAGAGGCACACAAAGACAGAAAGACCAGGGCAGGUGGGCCUUGAAGCUUGUAAGGCUGAUUCCCCCAGAUGUUUGAAAAGAAAGCAGACAAGUAUCAAAGACUUUUAUGGUUCAAAGCGACGAACUAGCCCAUAUAAGCCAAAGCCAUGAUAACAACACUGCAAGCAAAGUCCAUCCAUGUCAUUCUGUUGGCUGAAGAUUUUGACCUCUCUUUAUUAUUAUCAGCUGGAAUGAUCUACCUGGGUGUCACACCCAGUGAACUCAUGCAGGAUGGCUAUUUUGAAGGACCAGCUAAUCAGCAUUACAGUUCAUUCUCUGAAGAGCCAGAAAUCUCUUAUUUUAUGUAAACUGUUUUAGUGCACUAGUACAACACUUCAGAAUGAUUUUUUUAAAAAACAAAUCAUUGAUAGCACUGGAGCCUUAUGUGCAAUGAAUUAUUGUAAAAUCUUUAUGUAUGUUUGUUGAAGCAGGAGAGAUCAUAUCUAAAGCAAGUGUGUAGGGGGCCAGUGUUGAUGGAUACAAGAAAGGGCCAACCUAAGUUCUGCUAGCUGCAGAGGUCUGCUUUAUGUGUCAUUUCACUUGUCACCUUUUAUGGGCCUCAGGAAAAGCUUGAUAUGAUGACUCACUAUAUGCGGGUGCAGGUCUAGGAAUCAAUAGAAUAGUAUAGGACAAUAUCUUAGACGUUGAUUUUCCUACAUCUUUUUACUCUAUUGUGUUUAAAGAAAUAUUGUGAGGGAGGGGGAGAAUGGAUUGGGGGUUUUUUCAGGCUGGUAAGGGAUUUUCUUAAAAGAUGAAGAAUUUAUGGUUAUGGUGGGAACAAGUGUGCAUUAAACUGUAACACUGCUGUGAAGAGGGUAGGGUUGUAAAUAUGUAAAUAUUGUAGCCUUUACCAGUUAUUUUUCUGGGUAAUUUAUAUGUCCUUUUAUUAUAUAACUACAGGAAUAUGAUAUAAUUGUCUCCCAAUAACACAAAAAACAGAAGAUGCAACACAUAAUAUUUGUGGGAGGUAUAAUCAUAAAAUAUGAUACUUCACUACUGUCUUGCUUCUUCCAUACAGUAUAUUCUAUACCAACUUAAUUAGCUAUUGAAUCAUCUUUAAUGCAGUUCAUUCAUUUUGUAAUUAUGUAGCACUGUAGUGAUUAGUGAAGAAAAAUAGGGUGUGCCAGCAAGGGUUGAUGUACUAUAAUCUUUGAUUUUCUAUUGCCUUAUUUCACUGGUAUAGCAACUUAGUGAUAGAAGCUGAUAUAAGGACUCAGCCCAGACCUGCUUUCUCUAAUUCCUACAGCUGCCUGUGUUUUCCAAGUGACUUCAAAUAAGAGGCAUUGCCAAACUGGCAAUUAUAUCACUUAAAUUAAUAUGAGAUAAUCUAAUUUACAGAUCACUUUUACUUGGAAUUUGGGGUUAUUAUGAAUACUUGCUGCUGCACUUUCCUAUCAAAUAAUCAUGGGUACAGUGUGCUAUUCUAAUCAAAAGUUCAGGCCUUAUUAUAAUCAAAACUUUGGAACCCAUUUUAAGGGCAAAUUUGCUUACCUACACAAUGGCUUUAUUGCUGUCUUUUUGUAAUAAAUUAGGGACAAGGGUCCCUUAUCAGAAUUUUGUCACUAUAGGGUAACGUGGUGUUUGUAGGAAAUUGCUUCUUUUAACAGGUCAUCUGCAGCUUGCAAACAUUCAGUUCUAACCAUGAAAGAGAAGCUUGCUUGCUUGAGUUUGGAGAUUCAUGUUGGUUCAUGCCAUCUGCACAAGGGCCAACCUAUCAAAAAACAGCUUCAGGCACUUUUUAUAUAAUACAUUUCCUUAGGGUCGUCUGAAGUUUUUGGUUAGAAUUUCUCUAGACACUUUGACAGUUGCACUUUUACAUUCAGGAUAAUGCUGGGAUUCUUGAGCAUUAAUCCAGUUGUGAAUAUUAUGCUGCUGAACUAAGUCUUGGAGUAAAAUAAAGGCACUUCAUAAUGGAACAGCA